UUCGCGCUAUCGACGAUGAAGGUCUUCAGUCGACCCUCCUUCACCAUCACUGUCCUGCUCCCAGCAGCGUAUGUCGUCGGACGAUUUCAGAUCCUUCCGACGUCCCUCUCGGUUGCUUUCCUAGGCGGCAUGAUCGGCCUGUACAUGUACGCUGCUCGUCUCUACAAGGACCUGCCGGCGAGCGCGACCGUGGAAGAAGACUCUUUCAAUCAGCCGCAGGGCCUCCCCGACGUCGCAUCAGAGUUCAUGCAGAAGCUGCACAAAGAGUUCAAGUCCAAGGUGGAGACGGUGGAGUGGCUCAACGGUGUCAUCCGCCAUGUGUGGCUCCGCUAUCCCCUCAUCCUCUCCGAUGUCAUCAGGACAAGCAUCCUCAACGAAAUCCUCGAGGGCCUUCGGAGGGACUCGGUGCUCCCGGCAGGGCCGAUCAGAGACAUCCUCAUCACUCGCGUCACUCUCCGCGAGUCUUCUCCUUGGAUCAUCGACGUUCAGCUCAAUCCGAUGAGGUCGCUUGAUGAAGUCUGCUUGACCGCGACCGUGAGGUUUGUUUCUGACAAGGACGCUGGCGUUGAGCUCAACAUCAAAGGCCCGAGUAACAUCAUGAUCCCGAUCAAAGUUGAGAACAUCAGUGUCGAGACAAAGCUCUUGAUAAGGUUGCACCUCAAAGAUGAAAUGCCGUUCCUUCGCGUCAUUUGGAUAUCUAUGUUAGAGAAGCCCAACUUGGACUUGAGUAUACUUCCC
This is a messenger RNA of Guillardia theta CCMP2712, 738 nucleotides long. RefSeq lists its product as hypothetical. The annotation marks the transcript as partial. The transcript has 3 exons. NCBI's taxonomy places the organism in Eukaryota, Cryptophyceae, Pyrenomonadales, Geminigeraceae. Gene Ontology annotation, molecular function: lipid binding. The record is from RefSeq and is a predicted model, not a curated record.